AUGAUGAUGAAUGAAUCUGCAACCACUCACAUUAUAAAUGACAAUAUAGAUGGGAGUUUUCAAACCUUCCACCCUCAAAAUUCCUUUCCUCAUUCCACAAUUGAUAGCUGUGGCAACACCAUUUCACAUUGUGGCCAACACGAAGCGUUGAAGAAGGUUUCGAUCGUAGACUGUGGAUCGGCGCAAGAAAUGAUUCCAAAUGGGCAGCCUUUCCAUAUUGAAAAUGAAUACUUCAGUGGCGAAGUCAUGCUGAUGAUUCGCACGCCGGAUGUUGACAACAGUGCAGAACCGAAACCGCUUGGUGAAGUUCCGGCAACCAUUUCAAAUUAUUUCAAGGAUUACAAACGCAGAUUUGAGUUCCAGUUUCAAAUUCAGUUCAAGCAAUUGCCUAAAGGCCCACUUUUUCUUGGAUGCGAAACGGCGUCGACCAUCAAGGUUCCCCGGCUUACAAGGGGUCUGGUGGGACUGAUACUUGGAAUGAUCAAGAGGAUCAACUCUGGAUUUCACUACUCUUUUGGUAGCAAACAUCUUACUGAUGAACAAAUACGGUGUGGGGAUUAUGAAAAAACCCAUCUCUCCUUUCCAGUCGAAGCAAGCAUGGACCGCGUGGUCGUGACAAAGCCAGGAUCCGACGCACCAAUACUAGGGCAAGAAUUACACGAAUCUCCUGAAUCUGUUCGAAGACGGAGGAGGAUGGGAUUUGGAUCUGUUGACUGGAACACAGAAGACACGUUCACAAUGUGUCUCUGGAAUGCAUACAUGGACUGGAUAAAAUGGAAGACCAUGAACGUUCCGGGAUGCCGACCAUUUCCCCUGAGUAAUGUGACGGGAUCCCAACCUGUAUACUUGUGCGUCUACGAAUUGGCAAAUGUUACCCCACACGAGUACCGCAAGCAGGAGCCUUGUCACUUCCAAAAGAGUCUGAGGCAUUAUGCUCGCAUCGAAUUUGCACACGAGGACGUCACAACGGGUGGGAUUGCACCGCGAUUUAACAGCCAAAACAUACGAAAUCGGUCUUGUGUGGAUACUGACUCGGAGCUUGGCUCAGAGCAUUCAAUAUUUUCGGAAUGCUGCACCGGUACGAAUGAUUGUGUGUAA
This is a messenger RNA of Cylindrotheca closterium, 1098 nucleotides long. The record is from the annotation of a GenBank genome assembly. Lineage: Eukaryota; Bacillariophyta; Bacillariophyceae; Bacillariales; Bacillariaceae.